AUGUCGCGACAUAGAGCAGUAAGAAAUUUAGACAUUGACGAUAUUCUCGAUGAAGAAGAAUACGAGAGUGAAUACGAUGAAAACACAAUUGACGAGACAGAAAUGAGUAAUGAAGAUUUAGAUAAAUUAGACGACGGAUUAGCCUACAUUCACAGCAUCAUUGGAGAGGACAGCUUCUUGACAGCCAAAGAGAUCAAGGAAGCCCUUUGGUAUUACUUUUUCGAUAAAGAAGAAACCUUGGAAUGGGCACUCGAUAAAAUCGAGAAACAAAAGGCCAUUGAAGACAAGAAAAAGGCCAAAGAACAAGCCAAAAAAGGCAUGCAGUUAACACCCAACUAA
Messenger RNA from Mucor mucedo, 339 nucleotides. RefSeq lists its product as uncharacterized. The transcript is spliced from 5 exons. The coding region runs from base 1 to 339 and encodes 112 amino acids. The record is from RefSeq and is a predicted model, not a curated record. Lineage: Eukaryota; Fungi; Mucoromycota; Mucoromycetes; Mucorales; Mucoraceae.